This is a messenger RNA of Funneliformis caledonium, 513 nucleotides long. NCBI's taxonomy places the organism in Eukaryota, Fungi, Glomeromycota, Glomeromycetes, Glomerales, Glomeraceae. The record is from the annotation of a GenBank genome assembly.
AUGCUCAAACAAAUAAGAAGGACUUCUAAUAAAUUCGAUAAAUUACAAUCGUUUUCAUCAAUAGCCACUAAAUCUACUAAAGUUAGACCAAAAGUUCAAUGUUACUGUAAAAAUGUAACAGAAAGUGGACUGAGAAUAAAUAAUGUAAUAAAAAAUGAUUGGCCUACCAUUGCUUCCAAAUUAAAAACUCCUUUAAUAUCUGAAAUGAUAGAAAUUCAAUUGGUUGUUAGUGAAUCUUCUCAUAAUAUGCUCUAUCAUGAGAGGCAAAGAUAUAAUCAGUUUCGUGAAGUAGAUAAUGCUGAUAUACUUCUGGACAAAGAACUUGAUCGAUUAGUUAGCUCUAGCAAUGAAGACGAAGAUUGGUUUGACCAAUCAGAUGACAAUAAAGAUGAUAAAUAUUCAAUUGAAGAUGAUACUUCAAAUAGACAAUUUAUAUUCCCUGAAUUUAACAAUUCAGAAAUCAAAUCAGAAUAUGAAUAUUCUAAUACGAAUGCUGAUUUUAGUGAUAUGUGA